Messenger RNA from Prunus mume (Japanese apricot), 1383 nucleotides. Lineage: Eukaryota; Viridiplantae; Streptophyta; Magnoliopsida; Rosales; Rosaceae. The record is from RefSeq and is a predicted model, not a curated record.
AUGGCAAUGCAAUUACGUUCUUUUCUCUUAGGCAUACUGCUACUAAUUGGCUUUGCUUUCACAAAUAGCGAAGCUGAUAUUAGAGCUCCACCCACACAAUUUGACACUGCUUCUCUCAACAGGAGCAGUUUUCCAAAAGGGUUCAUAUUUGGUGUAGGCUCUGGAUCUUACCAAUAUGAAGGUGCUGCAAAGGAAGGUGGUAGAGGACCAAGCAUUUGGGAUACCUUCACCCACAAAUAUCCAGAAAAGAUUAGCGAUGGCAGCAAUGGAGAUAUCACUGUUGAUCAAUAUCACCGCUAUAAGGAAGAUGUGGGGAUUUGGGAUCUUCCCCAAACUUUAGAAGAUGAAUAUGGUGGUUUCUUAAGCCCUCAUAUUGUCAAUCAUUUUCAAGAUUACGCAGAACUUUGUUAUAAAGAAUUUGGUGAUCGAGUAAAGCUUUGGAGCACAUUGAAUGAGCCAUAUACCUUCAGCGCCUAUGGUUAUGCAUCUGGGUCCCUUGCUCCGGGACGAUGCUCCACUUGGCAACAGCUAAACUGCACCGGCGGAGAUUCAUCUAUUGAACCAUAUUUGGUAACACACCACCAGCUCCUUGCUCAUGCAGCUGCCGUAAAAUUGUACAAAAAUAAAUACCAGGCAUCUCAAAAUGGAGUGAUAGGGAUAACACUGGUGUCAAAUUGGUUUGAGCCCCUAUCGGAAGAAAAAGAAAAUAAAAAUGCUGCAUUACGAGCUUUGGAUUUUAUGUUCGGAUGGUUUGCUGAGCCAUUGACAAGUGGUGACUAUCCGCAAAGCAUGCGAUCUCUCGUCGGUAGCAGAUUACCAAAAUUCACGAAAGAACAAUCCAAGUUGCUAAUUGGUUCAUUUGAUUUUCUUGGACUAAAUUACUAUACGGGUUACUAUGCAAGUGAUGCACCUCAAAAUAACUCGGUAUAUGCCAGCUACACAACAGAUGUUGGCGUUAAUCUUUCAUCUGAGCGUAAUGGGGUCCCCAUCGGUCCAAAGAGUGAAUCGGGAGGGUUAAAUGUUUAUCCACAAGGAAUUCAACAUCUUUUACUCUACACAAAGAAAAAGUAUCGCAAUCCAAUUAUUUACAUUACUGAAAAUGGUGUGGAUGAAUUGAAUGAUCCGAAAUUAUCACUUGCGGAAGCCCUUAAUGAUACCCAUAGCAUUGCCUUCUACAAUCGCCACCUUCAUUAUGUUCAAAGUUCUAUUGACAAUGGUGUCAAAGUGAAGGGAUUCUUUCCAUGGACGUUUCUAGAUGACUUUGAAUGGAAUUCGGGAUUCAGUGUUCGAUAUGGUAUCACCUAUGUAGAUCGCAGCAAUAGGCUUAAAAGGCACCCAAAACUCUCAGCGCAUUGGUUCAAAAGUUUCCUUAAGAAGUAUUGA